Messenger RNA from Neohortaea acidophila, 270 nucleotides. RefSeq names its product Tim10/DDP family zinc finger-domain-containing protein. Lineage: Eukaryota; Fungi; Ascomycota; Dothideomycetes; Mycosphaerellales; Teratosphaeriaceae. The record is from RefSeq and is a predicted model, not a curated record. The transcript is spliced from 2 exons. Bases 1 to 270 code for a protein of 89 amino acids.
AUGGCAGACCCUAAACAGCAGAUCCUUGACCAACUCCGACAACAAGCAGCUCUACAAAAUGCGCGCGCGUUAGUCGAGAAACUGAAUGAACACUGCUUCGAACGCUGCGUCCCUAAACCCGGCACCUCUCUGUCCUCGUCGGAGACCACAUGCUAUCAGAAUUGCAUGGAGAAAUACAUGGCGGCGUGGAAUACGGUGUCAAAACAAUAUCUAGGGCAGAUUCAGAAGGGAGUCGGCGGCGGGAGCGCAGGGGCUUUUGGGGGAAUGUAG